Mollisia scopiformis is the source of this 1123-nucleotide messenger RNA. RefSeq lists its product as uncharacterized. The record is from RefSeq and is a predicted model, not a curated record. The transcript has 2 exons. Bases 85 to 1077 code for a protein of 330 amino acids. NCBI's taxonomy places the organism in Eukaryota, Fungi, Ascomycota, Leotiomycetes, Helotiales, Mollisiaceae. Gene Ontology annotation, biological process: secondary metabolic process.
CAAAGAUUUGCUUUCAUAUACAAUCCUCCCCUUCUUAAAAUUGAAAAUGAAGAUGUCGCCGAGAAUAUCAUUCAACCAGCAAUCAUGGUUUCCCUUUCUCAAGUCCAGGCUUCCAACGCCCUCAUUUCCUCCAUUUUCCCUAAGCGGCUCGUGGCCCUCUUCGUAGGAGGCACGAGUGGAAUUGGCGAGGUCACAUUGAAAAGAUUCGCGCAGUACACGAAUCAACCUCGUGCAUACUUCGUUGGCCGCUCUCAAGAUGCUGCCGAGCGCAUUGUAGCCGAGUGCAAGACGCUCAAUCCGGGCGGCGAGUUCAUCUUCGUAAAAGCGGAUGUGAGCUUGAUCCGUGUUGUGGAUGAAGUGUGCGAGGAGAUCAAGGCGAAGGAGAAAGUCUUGAAUCUUCUGUUCAUGAGCCAAGGUGUCAUGAGUAUGGAUCGUAGUAAAACAUCUGAGCAUGUCCAUCUCUUGGCCGCAUUGAACUAUUACUCCCGCAUCCGCUUCAUCACCAACCUCCUCCCACUCCUCCAAAAUGCCCCUACGCUCCGCCGCGUCGUGAACGUAGGAGGCGGCGGAUUGGAAGGUCCUCUCGAUGUCACCGACUUUCCUGCCUUGCGUGUCCCGGUGCCUGAACUCCGCGGCCACCUCAUCACUUUGGUAACUUUCGGUAUCGAGGCUGUAGCAAAGACAGCCCCUACUGUCAGUUUUAUCCAUAAUUAUCCCGGAACUGUGUACACGGGGCUAUAUCGCGAUAUGGAUGCUCCUCCUUUUGACACGUCGCUCAGUGUGCCGAUCGAGGAAUGUGGCGAAAGACAUUUUUACUUGACUACGAGUGCCAGAUUUCCACCUAGAGAAGGGGAGAGCACGGCAGUGAGGCUGAGCGACGGUAUCGAAGUGGCGGCGGGGACGACGGGGAAGAUUGGUACUGGUAUUUAUUCGGUGGGACAAACGUGUGAGAGUGCGUCGAGUGAGGUGGUAGAGCUGUUAGCUGGAUUGAGGGAGAAGGGAAUGGUGGAGGAGGUUUGGGGACAUACUAAAGGAGAGUUUCAACGUAUUGCAAAACUUAAUGCAGGAGAUCUCUAGGUUCGAGAUCAUUGUGAUUCGAACACAUCUCCCAUAGAAGAGCUAC